AUGUCAUUACGCAUUUCUGAGGGAGAAAUAACGUCCUCAACAUCAAAAGAGAGGCAGGCAGCACAAUCUUUUUCCUGCACCACCUGUGGAAAGACAUUGAGCUCACGAGGACAUUUAAAGAGACAUGAGAGAAAACACACAGAACAGAAACAGUUCACCUGCAGGAGAUGUAAGAUCAGCUUUACUACCUUACAAGAGAAGAAACUUCAUUCACAAGAGCACAGAGAGAAUCAGCAGGUUCACUGUGAGCAGUGUGGGAAGAAUUUUGUCUUCUUAUCUCAGCUGAAACUUCACAUGAGGACACACAGUGAUGUAAAGUCUUUCCACUGCACUGAAUGUGACAAAUAUUUCCGCAGAAAACAAAAUCUUGAUUCUCAUCAGAGAAUUCACACAGGAGAAAAACCAUACGAGUGUCCUCACUGUGAGAAGAGAUUCAACCACAAACCUCAUCUGAAGAAACACAUGCGUAUACACACCAAUGAGAGACCGUAUCAGUGCAGUGAAUGUGGAAAAACCUUUACAGAGACCGGUUCUUUAAAGUCACACCAAAAAACACACACUGAAGAGAAACCCUAUCAGUGUUCACACUGUGAUAAAAGUUUCCGUCAGAAAGGUCAUCUGAUAUGUCACAAGAGGAUUCAUACUGGAGAGAAACCUUACGUCUGCCCUCACUGUGGAAAGAGCUUCUCUGAUCCUUCUCAUUUCAGAGUUCAUAAGAAAAUUCACACUGGAGAGAAACCUCAUCACUGUAAUGUCUGUGGGAGUACAUUUAAUCAGCGUGACCAUUUAGUGUCACACCAGAGAAUUCAUACAGGUGAAAAACCUUACAAAUGCUCUCAGUGUGAGAAGACGUUUGCUCGAUCAGAUGUCCUGAAGACCCAUCAGAGAACUCAUACCGGAGAGAAACCUUACGUCUGCUCGAUCUGUGGAGAGAAAUUUGCUUAUUUAGGAAGUUUUUAUACUCACAAGAAGAAACAUACUGAAGAACAAACUACACUGCAAUCUUCAUAAAAUCUUUUACAUUUGAAACAAUUUAGCUUAAACUCACAUUUCUUAUAUUCUUCUUGUCUUUUUUUUUUGGCAAAAUCAUAUGUAAGGAAUAAUUCUUCUAUAUGUAGGGAAUAAUUGAUACGGGCCGUUGAAUUAUUUUAAAAUAACGCACAACCGAGGUAGUAAUGUGGCACGACACAAAGUAGAGUAAAUUAUUUCUCUUAUACCAUGGUUACCACAGACAUUGCUCUGGCGGUUAUUUUAAGAUAUUUAACAGGUCAGGUUUGCGUUUUGCAGAAAAAUAAUCAACACCUGUGAAACAUUUUCAACCAAUCAGAAUAAAACAUUCAACAGCUCCAUGGUUUAGGCAAAAAUAAUUAUCAGAUUGAAUCAGUUUGAGAGUCUCCAUUAUUGUUUUUCUUCAUGUAUUGAAAUCAUUAAAAAGCAUCAAUCCUUGGACAAUUUGAGCAAAAUAUGUUGCUGACAAGAUUCACAUCUACACUAAUCAUACAAACUUCAACAGUGGUGACAAACAACAAACUAAUUCAGAUAAACCGAUCAACUGCAAUGCGUGCUGGGAGUUAUGAAUGCGUCUUUUAAUAUGGUGAUAAUACACUGUUGCUGCAUGCAGUUUUUUUCAUUUUUAUGUCACAGUUGUUGAGUUUUUUUAUUGCUGAUUCUUAAUGUCUGUGUGUCUUAUUGGUUGUACUGAUUUGUAAAGCCUUCUUCUGACGUAUAAUUUCUUUUUAACCCUUUAAGAAGUCUGUCACAAAUUUGCA
Messenger RNA from Misgurnus anguillicaudatus (oriental weatherfish), 1769 nucleotides. Lineage: Eukaryota; Metazoa; Chordata; Actinopteri; Cypriniformes; Cobitidae. The record is from RefSeq and is a predicted model, not a curated record.